GCUUCCGCGAGCAACCUAUAUUAAAAUAAAAAAAAAAAUCCACACUUUCCUACUAAAUAUAACCCAAAAAGGGAUCCGAAACCCACCCACAAAGCAUAGCAUAUAGAAACAACUGAUCAGUAUGUCCGCUAGAAUCCUGGAAGACUCGCCCAAUGCGCGCAUCAAUAAGACCAUCUUGGAUCGGUAUCUGGCGUUGCCAUUGCAGGAGAAUGUUGUCCAGGCCACAUACGUGUGGAUCGAUGGCACCGGCGAGGAUCUACGCUGCAAGGAUCGCACCCUAGACUUUAUUCCAUCGAGUCCAAAGGAAUUGCCCGUUUGGAAUUACGAUGGCAGCUCUUGUUAUCAGGCCGAGGGCUCAAAUUCGGACACCUAUCUAUAUCCAGUGGCCAUCUACAAGGAUCCCUUCCGCCGUGGCAACAACAUUCUGGUCAUGUGCGAUACCUACAAAUUCGAUGGCACUCCCACCGAUACCAACAAGCGCAAGACCUGCCUGGAGGUGGCCAACAAGUGUGUAGACGCCGAGCCCUGGUUUGGCAUUGAGCAGGAGUAUACGUUCCUUGACUUCGAUGGCCAUCCAUUGGGUUGGCCCAAGAACGGUUAUCCCGGACCCCAGGGACCCUACUACUGCGGUGUUGGUGCCAAUAAGGUCUAUGCCCGUGACAUUGUGGAUGCUCAUUAUCGUGCCUGCUUGUAUGCUGGCAUCAAGGUGUCCGGCACCAAUGCCGAAGUGAUGCCAGCCCAAUGGGAAUUCCAAGUGGGUCCAUGUGUGGGCAUUUCGAUUGGUGAUGAUCUAUGGAUGGCUCGCUUCCUGUUGCAUCGCAUCUCUGAAGAAUUUGGCAUUGUUGCCACCCUUGAUCCCAAGCCCAUGCCUGGCGAUUGGAACGGCGCUGGUGCCCACACCAAUGUCUCGACAAAGGCCAUGCGCGAGGAUGGCGGCAUUCGUGACAUCGAGAAGGCUGUGGCCAAGCUCUCCAAAUGCCAUGAGCGUCACAUUCGUGCCUACGAUCCCAAACAGGGCCAGGACAAUGCCCGUCGUCUAACUGGCAAGCAUGAGACGAGCUCCAUUACCGAUUUUAGUGCCGGUGUGGCCAAUCGUGGCUGCAGCAUACGCAUCCCACGUGGUGUUAACGAUGACGGCAAGGGCUAUUUCGAGGAUCGUCGACCCAGCUCAAAUUGCGAUCCGUAUUCCGUAGUGGAGGCUAUUCUGCGGACAAUCUGCUUGGACGAGUAGACAUCUCCCAUCCCCCCCACCCCCUAAACGAUUCUCGUUCAGCCUUGUUUCACGCCCCUUGUUGUCUUGUUUAACUGUCACACUGAUCCCGGACCCCCGUAUACCCGUCUCCCCCUUCGAAUCUAACCAGAAGGAGAGACGGCCUAAUCUUAGGCAUUAGCUUUUAGGUUAUCAAACAUUCAAGUUUACCUAACGUAUUUUCCAGAGUUAAACUUUAGGCAGCUGCUCUUUAUCAUAUGCGAUUUUUCUAUAUGAUCCCAAAUAUUUCCCAUACACAUUAUCGACAUACAUAUAUAUACAUAUAUAUAUAAUUUUUUUUUUGUUUUUUUUUUCCCCUGUUAUGCUUAUGCUGUUAUUAUGUUUUAGGCAACAACAAACAAAUCCCAAGAUCGAUAGAUUGAUCCAACCCACCCAUACUACGCAUAUCUAACUGCUAUAUACAUACAUAUAUACACUCCCUGCCCCACCCCCGCGCCCUUUCACGCCACGAAGAACACAAAGAAAAACUCAAAAACAAAGAAAGCAAAAAGACCAAACUUCUAAAACCAAAAUCUAACGAAAGAAAAAAAGAGAGAAAGAAAAAAAAAACCCAUAAUUGGUAAUGAUAUUAAUUAAUUAAUGUUAAUUAUAAACUACAAAUGUAUACAUAUACUCUUUAGUUAAGUAAAUGCACAAAAAAAAAUGUAA
Drosophila willistoni is the source of this 1918-nucleotide messenger RNA. RefSeq names its product glutamine synthetase 2 cytoplasmic (gene Gs2). The record is from RefSeq and is a predicted model, not a curated record. Gene Ontology annotation, molecular function: glutamine synthetase activity. Lineage: Eukaryota; Metazoa; Arthropoda; Insecta; Diptera; Drosophilidae. The transcript has 4 exons. The coding region runs from base 122 to 1231 and encodes 369 amino acids. Gene Ontology annotation, cellular component: cytoplasm.